Molecule: messenger RNA, 876 nt
Organism: Penicillium riverlandense
Lineage: Eukaryota; Fungi; Ascomycota; Eurotiomycetes; Eurotiales; Aspergillaceae
Exons: 2
Coding region: 1-876 (291 amino acids)
Source: RefSeq, a predicted model, not a curated record
AUGUUCGCCGCACAUCCUCUCCCUUCUUCCCCUUCAACACCUCUCGGCCACAACCACUACACGCCCGUGCGACCAUCGCCGCUCGGUCCGCGCAGCGCGAACAUCUCCACGCCCCCAUGGACAAUGGGCUCGCCAUCGCGCGCGUCCGCAGCAGCCCAAGCAGCGGGCCAGACGCAGAAACCCCUCGGGACAGACGAGAAUAGCCAUGCACAGCACAUCCAGUCGUCGCCCGUGCCAUUCCCCACCUUCACCACCACCCCAUCGCAACAACAAGCCACAAGCAACACCAACACCAACAUCUUCGGCGCCAUCGCCUCCGCACCGCCGUUAUUCUACCAAAAACCAACCACGGACACACCUCUCUCCCCAACAUCGCCCUCACCCGCUGCUGCUCCCGCCCCGCGCUUCGCAGCGCGCUACGCGUCCCAGAUCGCCAAUCCGCUCCGGAAUACCUCAAGCGCGCUGGUGCGCUCCAAGUCGCGGAAGAUGUUCCUCAACAGAGUCAAAAAUGACCGCGACGCGGGCCGGUUCGAGGCUCGCGGCGAGCAGAUUAUGAGGAUGGAGCAUCUGGCGGAUCGGAGACGGUGGGAGGAGGAGAUGAGUCAUGAUAUGGAUUUUGUUGUUGGGGAGUAUGAGGAUGAUGCUGAGGAGGAUGGGGACGAGGUUAUGAUUCCUGAUGAGGAAGAGAUGAACGCGCUGGAUGAGUAUCUUUCUCAAGAACAGUCGGUCAAGAGAGCUAUGUUUGAGUCGGGAAAUGGGACGUCGGCAUAUCCCACGAAGGAGCCGAGUGGUUCUUUCAAUGAUGAUGAGUAUGAUGAUAUCUUCAGUGCGAUGACGGAGCAUGGCUAUGCGAGCCAGGACAUGGAUAUGUCAUGA